Molecule: messenger RNA, 1062 nt
Organism: Schistocerca piceifrons (Central American locust)
Lineage: Eukaryota; Metazoa; Arthropoda; Insecta; Orthoptera; Acrididae
Exons: 6
Coding region: 1-888 (295 amino acids)
Cellular component (GO): extracellular matrix
Source: RefSeq, a predicted model, not a curated record
AUGGGUUGUGAGACGUCCGGAGGGACCACUGGGGGAGGGGAGGGCAGACUGUCUGAGGCGUCCAUCAAGGUGUCACCAGAGGGCAGGGGGUCAGAGGGCGUCUCUAUACCCUGGCGAGGUGGAAGGGGUGUCUGCAGAGCCGGCGAGGAGAUGGAGGUUGAAGGGAAGGGCUCCACCUCGAGGGACGUGUCCGCACCAGGAAGCAGGGAAGGCGGUGGAGGAGGAAUCAAGGCAGGGGCCCAAGGGCGGAGUCUGGACGAACAUGGUAACUCUGAAUACACUCUAGCUAAGAAGCGCUACACUGCUGAAGGAGGAUACGAGUGCCAGAACUUAACUGCUCGCGCAGGAAAAACUACUAUAUCGUCACCUCCAAGAAAAUCACUGUCUCCUGUGGAUGAGAUUAUGUCUCUACGGAGAGCUCUUCUUAAUUGGGCGCGGGAGCGUGAACGUCGAGCAGUAUAUAACGCCGCCGCCGCCGUGUGUCGGCCACUCCGCUCCUCCGACUCCUCCCAGGACACCGAGCCGCCAGCAACACACCACUCCUCCAACAUGCAGCAGACCAGCGUAGUUCUCGCAGUCGCCGUAGGACUGCUGGUGGCGCAAGCGUUGGCUGGAGACAUCGGCUAUGCAGGAUACGACGGCGGCUACGGUGGCUACAACGCGCCUAAGGACUACCAGUUCGAGUACGGCGUGACGGACCCGCACUCUGGCGACGUGAAGGAGCAGCGCGAAGUGAGCAAAGGGGGCGAAGUGGUGGGCACCUACAGCCUGGUCGAACCUGACGGCACGCUCAGGACCGUCCACUACACCGCCGACCCCUACAACGGCUUCAAGGCCGUCGUGGAGCGAGCGGGCGAGACCACCUACCACGGACACGGACCCCACUAAGGGAGCUGCUCAACAACUGACUGGCAUCAUACCACCACCCACCGCCUCAACAGUACAUCACAACAUCACAGCAGCGUCCACAAACAUCAAAACUCUCUGUAACAUCACUUUCUUGAGCGGAACCUGUGUUGCUACUAACACCUAUGCCUGAAUAAAUUUUUCUCAGCAAAAAAA